GAAAAGGUGGACAAGUUCUAAUUUCAAGAGAAGAUGACUUUUAACAGUUUUGAAGGCUCUAAAACUUUUGCACCUGCAGACAUCAAUAACGAUGAAGACUUUGUAGAAGAGUUCAAUAGAUUAAAAACUUUUGCUAAUUUUCCAAGUAGUAGUCCUGUUUCAGCAUCAACUCUAGCGCGAGCUGGUUUUCUGUACAUUGGUGAAGGAGACACCGUGCGGUGCUUUAGUUGUCAUGCAGCAGUAGAUAGGUGGCAAUAUGGAGACUCAGCGGUUGGAAGACACAGGAAAGCAUCCCCAAAUUGCAGAUUUAUCAAUGGCUUUUAUUUUGAAAAUAAUGCUGCACAACCUACAAAUCCAGGUGUCCAAAAUGAUCAGUACAAAGUUGAAAACCAUCCAGGAAACAGAAAUCAUUUUGUUUUGGACAGGCCAUCUGAGACUCAUGCAGACUAUCUUUUGAGAACUGGACAAGUUGUAGAUAUAUCAGAUGCCAUAUACCCAGGGAACCCUGAAAUGUGUAGUGAAGAAGCUAGAUUAAAGUCAUUUCAAAACUGGCCAGACUAUGCCCACUUAACCCCAAGAGAGUUAGCUAGUGCUGGACUCUACUAUACGGGUAUAGAUGAUCAAGUACAGUGCUUUUGUUGUGGUGGAAAACUGAAAAAUUGGGAACCUUGUGAUCGUGCAUGGUCAGAACACAAGCGACACUUUCCUAAUUGCUUCUUUGUUUUGGGCCGGAAUGUUAAUACUCGAAGUGAAUCUGAUGUCUUGAGUUCUGAUAGGAAUUUCCCAAAUUCAACAAAUCCUCCAAGAAAUCCAGCCAUGGCAGAUUAUGAAGCACGGAUCAUGACUUUUGGGACAUGGAUAUACUCAGUUAACAAGGAGCAGCUUGCAAGAGCUGGAUUUUAUGCUUUAGGUGAGGGUGAUAAAGUGAAGUGCUUUCAUUGUGGAGGAGGGCUAACUGAUUGGAAGCCCAGUGAAGAUCCUUGGGAGCAACAUGCUAAGUGGUAUCCAGGGUGUAAAUACCUGUUAGAAGAGAAGGGACAUGAAUAUAUAAACAAUAUUCAUUUAACCCAUUCACUUGAGGAGUCUCUGGCAAGAAUUGCUGAAAAAACACCAUCACUAACUCAAAGAAUUGAUGAUACUAUCUUUCAAAAUCCUAUGGUCCAAGAAGCUAUACGAAUGGGGUUCAGUUUCAAGAACAUUAAGAAAAUAAUGGAGGAAAAAAUCCAGACAUCUGGAAGCAACUAUAAAUCACUUGAGUUUCUGGUUGCAGACCUAGUGAGUGCUCAGAAAGACAGUGCACAAGAUGAAUCAAGUCAAACUUCAUUACAGAAAGAGAUUAGUACUGAAGAGCAGCUAAGACUCCUGCAAGAGGAGAAGCUUUGCAAAAUCUGUAUGGAUAGAAAUAUUGGUGUAGUUUUUAUUCCUUGUGGACAUCUGGUCACUUGUAAGCAGUGUGCUGAAGCAGUUGACAAAUGUCCCAUGUGCUACACAGUCAUUACUUUCAAGCAAAAAAUUUUUAUGUCUUAAUCUAACUCCAUAGUAGGCAUGUUAUAUUCUUAGUACUCUGUUUGAAUGUGUGAUAUGAACUUUUAAGUAAUCAGUAUUUAAUUCAAUUAACAUUUGCUACCCAAGUAGAAAACGAAAUGUAAACUGUAAUGUUUUAGUUGGCAGUCUAAAAUUUUAAUUUCUGGAGUUUGCAGGAAAUUAGCUAUAUUGUUUAUCCUUUUUUUUGAACUGAAACCCUAGACUAAGAAGCAUCCUAUUUGUUUAUAAUGUGUAUUUGUAGUUACUGACUGGCUUGUAAGCGUAAGUGAAUUAAUCAGCUGAAGUUUCCAUUCUUUACAGAUAGGCUUAGUAAACAGGGCAUUUUCUAUAAACGUGGAGAUUAGAUUUAAUCUCCCCAAUCACAUAAUUUGUUCUGUGUGAAAAAGAAAUGAACUGUUCCACCCUAGCGGAAAGAUGGAGAUUAUU
Molecule: messenger RNA, 1971 nt
Organism: Orycteropus afer afer
Lineage: Eukaryota; Metazoa; Chordata; Mammalia; Tubulidentata; Orycteropodidae
Gene: XIAP
Product: X-linked inhibitor of apoptosis
Biological process (GO): positive regulation of protein ubiquitination; regulation of cell cycle; negative regulation of apoptotic process
Cellular component (GO): nucleus; cytoplasm
Molecular function (GO): cysteine-type endopeptidase inhibitor activity involved in apoptotic process; ubiquitin protein ligase activity
Source: RefSeq, a predicted model, not a curated record